UACUUCCGCUAUACCCAUCCGUCACUUCCUGCAUGUGCUGAAAAGAUGGCAGCCCCCGUUGCUGUUCAUUUGGAGUUUGGAGGAGGAGCAGAGCUACUUUUUGAUGGUGUCAAGGAACAUCAUGUGACUCUACCGAGCCAGCCUGAACCAUGGGAUAUGAAACAGCUGCUGGUUUGGAUCCAACGGAACCUGCUGAAGGAACGACCCGAGCUCUUUGUUCAGGGCGACUCAGUGAGGCCUGGGAUUCUGGUGCUUAUCAACGAUGCAGACUGGGAGCUAAAGGGGGAACUUGACUAUCAACUUCAAGACCAAGACAACAUUGUGUUUAUUUCUACGCUUCACGGAGGAUAAAUAACAUGAAGGACAGACAUCUUGACGUGUAUACAGCAGUUCCAGCCUUCUCUCCACAUCCUUUACACCGUUCAGUCCCCUCUCCGUUCCCGCAUCCAAACAACUACUCACCCUAUUGGAUGCUGAUGACGUGUUUUUCAGCUGAUGCUGGUCAGCAGGAAUGAGGGGAAUUUCAGAGUUUAGAAACUGGAAACCUGGAGUGCUUUGAUCAGACUAGACGAGUGAAGAAUCCAACCCAGAGCUUUCAAAUGAACAUUUAUGUCACCAGAAUAGAAGAGAUGAUAUUUACUUUAAUCUUGGCCACAAGGUGUUCUAAGUAUUUGGAAGCUUAUUUUCAGUUAAUUUUACUAAAAUGCCUGUGAAGAAAUAUUAAAGAUAAACACAGAUUUGUUGGAUUUUCUGUACAGUUAAAUUGUUUCUACUUCUUUACAACUGUACCUGUAAGUAAUUAAUCAUUCAUGUGUCUACAUUUUAUUGGUGAUUCCCAAAAUAUUUUUUCUUGUGUAUUUGUAUUGAUUUUCUUUUUCUUUUUUUUUUCGAUGAAACUACAAAAAUGGUAAAUAAACUGAAUUUAUUGAA
Molecule: messenger RNA, 930 nt
Organism: Girardinichthys multiradiatus
Lineage: Eukaryota; Metazoa; Chordata; Actinopteri; Cyprinodontiformes; Goodeidae
Gene: urm1
Product: ubiquitin related modifier 1
Exons: 5
Coding region: 46-351 (101 amino acids)
Biological process (GO): protein urmylation; tRNA thio-modification
Cellular component (GO): nucleus; cytoplasm
Molecular function (GO): protein tag activity
Source: RefSeq, a predicted model, not a curated record